This is a messenger RNA of Pygoscelis adeliae (Adelie penguin), 1265 nucleotides long. RefSeq names its product X-ray repair complementing defective repair in Chinese hamster cells 2 (gene XRCC2). Gene Ontology annotation, cellular component: Rad51B-Rad51C-Rad51D-XRCC2 complex; centrosome; replication fork. The record is from RefSeq and is a predicted model, not a curated record. NCBI's taxonomy places the organism in Eukaryota, Metazoa, Chordata, Aves, Sphenisciformes, Spheniscidae. The coding region runs from base 1 to 819 and encodes 272 amino acids. The transcript has 3 exons. Gene Ontology annotation, molecular function: four-way junction DNA binding; ATP-dependent DNA damage sensor activity; ATP binding. Gene Ontology annotation, biological process: DNA strand invasion; double-strand break repair via homologous recombination.
AUGCUCAAGUUUCAUGGAUUGCUACUUGCACGACUUGAGGGCAGAAGUUCUCUGAAGAAUCUUGAACCUUACCUGUUUGCUGAGGAAGGAUCUCCUGUUCAUGGAGAUGUCAUUGAAUUCCACGGUCCAGAAGGAACAGGAAAAACAGAAAUGCUUUAUCACCUAAUAGCCCGCUGCAUCAUUCCAAAAUCAGGAGGAGGACUGGAAGUAGAAGUCAUGUUCAUUGAUACAGACUACCAUUUUGACAUGCUUCGUCUAGUUACCAUUCUUGAGCACAGAUUGGCGCAAAGGACGGAAGAGGUGAUAAAGCAGUGCCUGGGAAGGCUUUUUCUUGUGAACUGCAAUAGCAGCGCCCAGUUACUCCUCACUCUCUACUCCUUAGAAAACAUGUUUUGCACUCACCCCUCUCUCUGCCUUCUGAUUUUAGAUAGCAUAUCAGCUUUUUAUUGGAUAGACAGAAGCAAUGGAGGGGAGAGUCUUAACUUGCAGGAGAUGAAUCUGAAGAAAUGUGCCAACUUUCUUGAAAAGCUUGUGAGAGAGCAUCACUUAGCCCUUUUUGCGACAACACAGACACUUAUGCAGAAAUCGACAAACUCUGCAGAAAGCUUUUUUCCUUUAAAACUUCAACAUGAAACUGAUACGGACUACAGACCUUAUCUUUGUAAAUCAUGGCAACAAAUGGUAACCCACAGGAUAUUUUUCUCUAAGCAAUGUAAUUCUGGCAACAGCAAAGGUUUUACGGUCAUUUCUUGCCACCUCAAAAGAAACCAUGUAGUUAAACGUUCAUUUAGUGUUGCAGAAUGUGGAGUUCAGUUUUAACUUCAGUUUGUUUUUUAAACGUGUAGCAAAUCCUGGUGCUUAAGGCCUGAUUAGGUCUAAGGAGUGCUUGGUACCUUUUAAACUAGUUGGUUGUUGCUGGAUGAUUAAGAAUUUUUGUCACCGUUCUCUUAAAAUUUAGUGAAGGGCAGGAAAUGGUGUAAUUUUUGUAUUACUAUAGAUGUUCAGUCCAAACUAGCGAGGAACAUUGAAAUUCCUUGUUUGUGCUUAAUGCAUAAAGAGAUUAAAUCAAGAAAAUGAUAACCAAAGUCAUUUUAAACUCCUAGUAUCUCGCAGUAAUCUAACCUAUGCGAUAUGUGGCCAAAUGCACCGACUUCAUUUCUGGGUCUUACUGCUUUCCACUCCUUCUCUUCCAAGCUGCAGAAACAGGGGUCUAGUUGUCCGUGGGGGAGACUGCAAAAAGGUGAGUGUUCGCUCUCUAUAAAUAC